Aphis gossypii (cotton aphid) is the source of this 7935-nucleotide messenger RNA. RefSeq lists its product as uncharacterized. The record is from RefSeq and is a predicted model, not a curated record. Gene Ontology annotation, molecular function: histone H3K36 methyltransferase activity; protein binding. Gene Ontology annotation, biological process: regulation of DNA-templated transcription. NCBI's taxonomy places the organism in Eukaryota, Metazoa, Arthropoda, Insecta, Hemiptera, Aphididae. Bases 483 to 7088 code for a protein of 2201 amino acids. The transcript has 30 exons. Gene Ontology annotation, cellular component: nucleus; chromatin.
CCUGUAGGUUAUCGGUUCCAUUUUGACAAAAAAUAAUUUACAAAAUAUUUACUAUACAUCCUAUAUGGCCAUAGAACACUGACUACAAAUAAAAACUAUAGUGUAGUUGUUGUAGUAGUGUAUUAUUUUUUAUUCGUUCAUCUGCACUUUCAAACUUCAAAUGUUGGGGUGGCGUACUGGUACGCGUUAACUGGUAACCACCUAUGUUACCGCUCGGCGCUUCAACUACCAUUUUAUCACUCGUGCAUAUAUACAUAACAUUAUAAUUAUUAAUUAAUAAAUUAAUAAUUAAUAUUUAUUGCUAUAUAAUAAUAUAAUAGUAUAAUGCGAUAUAUCUACACGGACUGAAAGGAAAUUCACUACUGCUGCUGCUGGAGGAGUUGGGCUAGAGACUGCAGGGCUGUGCUAAAUUAUUCCGGUACUAAAGUUACGCAUCAGCGUUUAGGAAUUGCUUGUUAUGUCUUAAUAAAAUUGCCAUCGCCAUGUCUCAAAGGUUAGAGUUUCUAAACAUAAUGGCUGACAAUACAGAACCAGUUGAAGUUCUUUUAGAAACUAACCAAAACUAUGUUAAUGAUAGUAAUCUUUCAACCGCGAUCAACGUCCUCCUAACUGAUGACAAUUCUGUGUUGCCUACUGAUGUAUCUCAUUUAAAUGGCAACUCUUUGAGCAGUAACAAGACUGUGAAUACACCAAUACCAACUGAUAUACCACAUUUAAAUAGCAACUUAUUGAGGAGUGAUGAUGCUGUGAAUAUACCAUUAAAAACUGAUACAUCAUAUUUAAAUAACUCAUCAAGUAUUGGCGAUACUGUGAAUAAUACACUUCUGCCUACUGAUAUAUCUAAUAAAAAAAGUAACUUAUCGGAUAGCCACGAGGCUAUAUAUACAUCUCUGCCGACUGAUAUAACUCAUUUAAAUAGCAAUUUAUUGAGUAGUGACAAAGCUGUUAGUACAUCUUUGCUGGCAGAUGUAUCUAAUAAAAAAAGCAACUUAUUGGAUAGCCACGAGGCUGUAAAUACAUCUCCGCCGACUGAUAUAACUCAUUUAAAUAGCAAUUUGUUGAGUAGUGACAAAGCUGUUGAUACAUCUUUGCCAGUUGAUGUAUCUAAUAAAAAAAGCAACUUAUCGGAUAGCCACGAGGCUGUAAAUACAUCUCCGCCGACUGAUAUAACUCAUUUAAAUAGCAAUUUGUUGAGUAGUGACAAAGCUGUUAGUACAUCUUUGCUGGCUGAUGUAUCUAAUGUAAAAAGCAACUUAUUGGAUAGUCACGAGGCUGUAAAUACAUCUCCACCAACUAAUAUAUCUCACUUAAAUAGCAAUUCAUUGAGUAGUGACAAAGUUGUUGAGACAUCUUUGCCAGUUGAUGUAUCUAAUAAAAAGAGCAACUUAUCGGAUAGCCACGAGGCUGUAAAUACAUCUCCGCCGACUGAUAUAACUCAUUUAAAUAGCAAUUUGUUGAGUAGUGACAAAGCUGUUAGUACAUCUUUGCUGGCUGAUGUAUCUAAUGUAAAAAGCAACUUAUUGGAUAGUCACGAGGCUGUAAAUACAUCUCCACCAACUAAUAUAUCUCACUUAAAUAGCAAUUCAUUGAGUAAUGACAAAGUUGUUGAUACAUCUUUGCUGGCUAAUGAAUCUAUUAAAAAUUGCAACUUAUCGGAUAGGCACGAGGCUGUAAAUACAUCUCCGAUGACUGAUAUAACUUAUUUAAAUAGCAAUUCGUCGAGUAGUGACAAAAUUGUUGAUACAUCUUUGCCGGCUGAUGUAUCUAAUUUAAAAAGCAACUUAUUGGAUAGCCAUGAGGCUGUAAUUACAUCUCCACCAACUGAUAUAUCUCAUUUAAAUAACAACUCAUUAAGUAGUGACAAGACUGUUUGUACAUCUAAUUUAAACAGCGACUCAUUGAAUAACGACGAUACUGUAAAUAUAUCUCUGCCAACCGAUAAGUCUCAUUUAAAUAGUAAUUUUAGUAAUGACGAGGCUGUAAAUACACCUUUACCGAUCGAUAAGUAUUAUUUAAACAGCAACUCAUUGAGUAAUGAAGAAACUGUUAAUUUUCCUCUACCAACCAAUAUACCUAAUUUAAAUAGCAAUUCCUUGAGCAGCAAUGAGACAGUGAAUACACCAAAUAUUCCUUCCCUUCAAGAAUCACUUAACAAUACAGCAGUGGAUUCUCUAGACAAAGCCAUCGGUUCUAUUACUAAGCAGAUUGUAAAUUACAACAUUGGUGAUAUUGUUUGGGCAAAAAUUGGGAAGUAUCCAUAUUGGCCAAGCAUUGUCUGUAAUGACCCAACAUUGAAUAUUUAUUAUAAAGCAAAAAAAAGAUUCUUGUUACAUGUCCGCUUUUGUAAUGAUAAAGGUAGAAGAAGUUGGGCGACAACGAUUGAAAAUUAUUUUGGAAAAUCAGCAUUACUAUCAAAAUAUCCUAAUUAUUUAGACUAUUUUAAGAAUAGUAAAAAACUUACAGAGACGUGGAAUUUGGCGAUUAAAGAAGCUGAUAAUUUGAUGACACUUAAUAGUGAAUUAAGAAUGAUAGAAUUUUUCAAAGCAUUUUCUAAUGCAGAUUCUGUAACUCAAUCUGUUACAAAUAAUUCGUCUGAGGGCAAUGUUAGUGCUUUGAAAGUACGUACUUAUUCAAGAAAAAGAUCUCUAACAGUUCCUGAACAAGAUAUUGAUUCUAAGAUAAUGAAGACUGAAAACAUAUCCACUGAUUGUACAUCAUCAAGAUCAAUAGACAUUCCUUUACUGUCAAAAUCAGACGAUGCUGAUAGUACUAUUUCUGAUUUCUCUAUGAGUUAUGCUUUUAUGGGAGAUUUAGGUUUAAAUGGAAGACAGGAAAUUGUAAAAAAAAGAAAAUCAACAAAAACAUAUCCACCAAAAAAUUCAUUUGUUAAUAAAUAUGAUUUGACUUAUUCAAUACCGAAUUCUCCUGAAAAUAAUAGUGUAUCUGAUAAUCAAGAUAAAUAUCCAGUUACGACCACAAAAAAUUCUACUCGUAGAAUAUCUGAACAUAGAAAACUUGAAAUAAGCAUAUUAGAAGGAGAAUAUGAUCCAGAUAAUAUUAUUUUACCAAGUUCUCGUCGUUCAAAAAAAAAAAAUACAAUUCAUAUGAAUUCAUCCAGUUCUAAGAAAACAAUAAUAAAAAAAAAACUUAUUGGAAAAGAAAACUCUACUGGAAGAAAGUCAACUACAGUUAAACGCGAAAGUAGCCACGAACCAGAUACAACAGAAAGUGAAGCUUCUUCAAAAAAUGAAACAUAUAGUUCUGUUUUCUUAACAACUUCAAAGAACAAACAACUUUUUACAAAAACCUGGAAAAGAGCAUGUGUAGUUUGUAAAGACAUCAAAAACACAAUAAAAUGCUUGGGUCCGUGUCAAAGUUAUUUUCAUAUAGAAUGUUUAGAUAAAAGUGAGGAAAGAUAUCAUCAGACUAAAAGUAUAUCACCAAUGAUUAAGAUAAAAAUUAAAAAAACAUCUGGAUCUGGUCGCCGUAAAAAAAAUUACUCAAAAAUCCUACAGAAAAAUGAAGAUUCCAUUUCUGAUAUUCCUCAACUUAUUGAUGACAUUAAAGAAGAAAACACUAUUAAAUUAUCUAAAGAAGACAAUGAAAUAAAAUUGAAUGGCUUAUCUGAUACUCAAUGUUCUGGUUAUACUAAUGAAGAAACUAUGUCACUUAAUGAACUUGAAUCAGAUAAUCUAUUUAAAAAUGAUAGCUGCAUUAUUAAUGAGAAUGAAAAUACUCAAAGUGAAUUAGAAAGUGUGAAUGAAGAUUCUAUUCAAGAAACAUCUGAAGAAAAAAAUAUUGAUGUUCCAAUUGUACCAAUAAACAUAAAUGAGAAAAUACCAUUAGACAAUUUAAAAUAUAUGUGUAGCCUAUGUAAAGCCAAUAAAACAAAUUGUUUUAUAUGUGGCUUGGUUAUUGAUGAUUCUGGACAAAUGAUUGCUUGUAAAAUAUCUAGCUGUGGAAAAUAUUAUCAUGAAACUUGUUUAAAUGAUUGGCCACAAUGUCAGUGGACUCAAGAAUCACGAAAUAAAGUCCAAUGUGUAGUAUGCCCACAUCAUGUUUGCCAUUUAUGCAUUUCGGAUAACCCUAAAAGUUCAUGUAAAACUCAUUUUCCUGCUGAAAAAUUAACCAGAUGUAUUAAAUGUCCUACAGCUUAUCAUAGAAGUGAAUAUUGUUUACCAGCUGGUUGUCAGGUCUUAACGUACAAUGAUAUUAUUUGUAGUCGUCAUUUUGAACCUGUUAAAAUGCAAAACUAUCAUUUUAAUGCUACUUGGUGUUUUAUCUGUGCAUUAGGAGGUGGUUCAUUAGUUUGCUGUGAUUUAUGUCCAUCUUCAUUUCAUGUUAAUUGUUUAAAUCAAAACCCAUCUGAAUUUGAAAGAGGUUUUACUUGUGAAGAAUGUCAAACUGGAAGAUAUCCUCUAUAUGGUGAAAUUGUUUGGGUUAAGAUAGGGAAGUAUAGAUGGUGGCCUGCUGAAAUUGUAUUUCCAAAUCAAGUUCCUGAUACUGUAAAUGCAAUACCACAUUCUGUUGGACAAUUUGCUGUUCGAUUUUUUGGAACUUACGACUAUUAUUGGGUAAACCGUGGACGAGUAUUUAACUUUCAUGAAGGGGAUGAUGAGAAUAUUUUAAAAAAAAGUAAAAUGAAGGUUAUAGAUCAAGUGUUUCAAGAUUCUAUUGUAGAAGCAGCUCAAGCACAUAAUGCGUAUAUUUUAGAAAAAGAAAAAAAUGAUGCCAUAGUAGCAAAAUCAUUUACAAAGCCUCCAAAAUUUACAAGAAUAAAAUUCAAUAGACCCAUUGGCAAAGUCAAAAAUAUGGAAUUUGAUAUAACCCCAAUGACUCCUUGUGAAUGUGAUCCAACAAAGCCAAACCCAUGUGGUCCAGGUUCUGAUUGUAUAAAUAGAAUGCUUAUGUUUGAAUGUGGACCAAAAGUAUGUCCUGCUGGAAAUAAAUGUAAUAAUCAAAGAUUUGAAAAAACAUUAUAUCCUGCUAUGGUCCCAUUUUUGACAAAAGGUAGAGGUUGGGGUCUAAAAACAUUAGAAGAUAUAAAAGAAGGUUCAUUUGUGAUUGAGUAUGUUGGUGAUGUAAUUGAUGAAGAAGAAUUUCAAAGAAGAUGCUUGGAAAUGCAUAAAAGAAAUGAACAAAAUUAUUAUUUUUUGACUAUAGAUAAUUCGAGAACAAUUGAUGCCGGUCCAAAGGGAAAUUUAUCAAGAUUUAUGAACCAUUCAUGUGAACCAAAUUGUGUAACACAAAAAUGGACUGUGAAUGGAGAUACUAGAAUUGGACUAUUUGCUUUACAUGACAUUCCAACUGGUACAGAGCUGGUUUUUGAUUACCGUUUACAGAGUUGCUCAGGAGUAGAGAAAAAACCUUGUCAAUGUGGAGCUGCAAGAUGUUCUAAAUUUAUUGGAGUCAAAGUGGAAGAAGAAAAAAAGAAAGUAAUUUCAGUUAAUGAUGUUGAUAAAUGUAAAGUUUCUUCUAAGAACAAACGCAAGCCAUUAAAACUUAAGGAUAAUGUUUCCGAUACAGACAAGUCCAAAUUAAUUAACAAUGAUCAAAACAACUCUACUGCUGAUAAUGAGGUAGAAGCAUCUAACGCCGAGAAAGUUGAUCUUUCCAAAAAAUCUAAAUCAAAAAAAUCUAUUGCCAAACCAUCAACUGUCUUAAAAAAAGAAAAUUCAGAAUCCUCAGAAACAUCUGUUAUAAAAAGGAAAUGGAAAAAAUCACCUAGGAACAGCACCAAUAAUACCAAAGAUGACAUUACAAUUGAUGAUUCUACGGAAUCCGAUGGAAAUGUUAAUUCAAAAAGAAAACUAAGGAAUGGUUUAUCUACUCUUUCUACGAGAAAACUAUUGAUAAAAGAUAAUACAUCAGAUACAGAUGAUUUUGUUGUAAUGAAAAAGGAACGACAACUCAACAGUUUUAAAAAAAAGAAUGUAAUCAAACCUGAUGCGUUACUCUUGCCAUCACCAUUCCUAACCAAAUUACCAUCAGCUACAACUUUAUGUUCAUCUAACAAAAAUGCCAAUAUUAAAUCCGAUGUAUCUACUGAAACUCAAGAAAAAUCUCGAAACAAUUUAACUAGAUUAGCAAAAAGCAGACAUUUAUUUUUAUCCAAAAAUAAUAUGAAUAAAGAGACAAAAGUGCAGCCUGUUAUAUCAAGUAUAAAAGUUAACAAAGAAAAAAAGAAUUUAUCAAAAAUAACAAAAGUCAUAAAAAACAGUAAGAAAACUGUUGUAAUGAAGAAAACUAAAACAAACAAAAAUUUCUUACAGUCCAAAGCAUAUUUCAAAAACAAUUCUUGUUUGAUUUGUGGGAAAGGUCAUACUGAAUUAGCAUGCAAAAACAAAAAAUGCCCCAGAGUUUUUCAUCUCAGCUGUAUUAACAAAACUAGAAUUGUGAAAUCGGGAUUCAUUUGCCCUUCUCAUUUCUGUUCUCUGUGCAACAAACGUAAGGUAGUUGCCAAAUGUAAAUUUUGCAUAGAAUCAUUUUGUGCUGUACAUGUCAAAGGGAACAUAUUUAAAGAUCCGCUGGGCAAUGGUAUGUUAUGCACUACUCAUCAUCCUAACAAAACAUCUAUGCUAAACGUAAGUAAUCCAGUGAUUCUUGACCCAAAUACUAGUACCAAAGUAAAUAUUAUCAAUAACAAUGAGGAGCCCAUUGAUUUUGUGGAUCCUGAUUAUAAUAUUACAAUAUCAGAACAUGCAGAAGACAUGAAUGAAGAUUCAUUGAAUAUUAAUAUAGAUGACAUGAAUGAAGAAGAAUAUACACAAGCACAGGUUGUCAAGGAUGAAUGCAAUCGUGAAUACAUACAUAUUGGUGGGUUCAAUGUUUGUAAUGUGUCUGAUUUGGUCUCAGAUCAAGGAGAAAGCUAUAUAGCACCACUUGAUACAGAUGGUGAUCUAUUCAAACCAUCAUUGGCCAAUGUUGUUAUUGACAUAGAGUCUGCAUCUGCUUUUUACCAGCCCAUGGACAACUUACAACUAGUUUCUAUUGCCACUGAUAAUAAAGAUAGCCAUGACUAUGCCAACGUAAAUUUCAUAACUGAAGCUAAUCAAACCAAAAACAAAUGGCUAGCAGCUGAACCUUAAUGUAGUGUAGUCCAAAGUCAAGUGUUAUUUUGUUAAUCUUUUGACAAGAAAUAUCAAUUUAAUUCUCCUUUUUUCUAAACUGUUAGUUUAUUUAGUUACCUAAUUAGGAAUUUUAAUUUGUUUUGUUUUUAAUUUGUAUUUUCAUUUAUGGCAAUUAGAUAAUUGUUUAUAUAUUUUUUGUUAAAAAACUAAUCAAACAUUUACCAUUUGAUAUGGUAUGUUAGCUAUUAUGAAUAUUGUUAAAAGUUUGAGUAAUAUAAAUAUUAUUUUUAAUAUAAAACAUUUUUGUUAAAUAUAUAUAAUAUUGUUUAAUUGGGUAUUUUAUUAAAAGUAUUUUUUUUUUUUUUUUUUGUAAAAUUCAAUAUCAAUUAAUAUGUGAAAUUUAAGUUGUAAAAAGUUUGUAACAUUUUAGUUUCAUAACUUUCUUUUAUUUAUUUCUAUCAAACUAUGUAAUGUAUUUUCGUUAAAUUCUACAUUUUAAUUUAUUUUAUUAUAUAAAAGUUUCAAAACACUACAACUUAUAUUAGAAUUUUUUUUCUUUCAAUGAAUGGUUGAAUUCAGUUAUAAAUAAAAUAAAAAUCUCAAAAUAAUUAUAUUUAUGAUAUAGCAGUUAUGGUAAACAUGGGAUCAAAUACUCAAAUCCUCUAAAAUGUAAUAAGAAUUAAGACUAAAGAGGUUUCAUUUUCAUAUCUUAAGUCCAUGAUUUCAACACUAGGUACUGGCCAGUUUGAAAGUAUGUACUAACUAUAAUAAUAAAUAAUCAUCAACUGUGUAGUGUGCCACAUAUGAGCAACCGUAGAGAUGUAGUGUAAUGAGAUGUUGAAAUAAUUUAAAUGCCGAUGAAAUA